CUGAGGAACUGUGCAACGCUGUACUCACUAGCUUAAAAUUGACACGCUUGUAUGCUCCUCUCCUCCAUCCUAAGGCGGAAACCUCCUCUCGCGGCCUCCUUCCGGAAAUUUAGUACAUCAGCCAAAAUGUCAUUGAAGGCUCUCUCCUCCAAAGAUGCCGCCUCUCUGGACAAGGAUCUCAUGGAGACCGGCGGGUUCUCUCUAGAUCAACUCAUGGAGCUCGCGGGGUUAUCAGUCUCUCAAGCAGUAUACCGCAUCCAUCCCCCGAGCGCAGGAAAGAGCAUUCUCGUCAUUUGCGGUCCCGGGAAUAAUGGCGGCGACGGCCUCGUAGCCGCGCGCCACCUCGCGCAUUUCGGCUACAACCCAACAAUCUACUACCCCAAGGAAGGGAAAAACGAGCUCUACCAGCGCCUCAAAACCCAACUCCGCAACCUCUCCAUCCCGAUCCUGAACGACACGCACGACCUGCCGGAAGCCAUCAAAACCUCGCACCUGCUGGUGGACGCGAUCUUCGGAUUCAGCUUCGGGGGGCCGCUGCGCGACCCGUUCCCGGAGAUCAUCAGCCAGAUGGAAGCGGCGACGAUCCCGGUGCUGAGCGUGGACGCGCCCAGCUCGUGGGACAUCGAGAGCGGACCGCCGCGGGACGGACCGGGGGCGAAGUUCAUGCCGGAGGCGUUGAUCAGUCUGACGGCGCCGAAGCCGUGCGUGAAGUUCUACCGCGGGAGGCAUUUUGUGGGCGGGAGGUUUCUGACGCGGGGGAUUGCGGAGAAGUAUGGGCUGGAUGUGCCAGAUUAUCAGGGUGUGGAUCAGGUGUUGGAGGUUGGGGUGGAUGCGGAGGGGAGGUUGUAAAUUGAGGAGGGGGAUUGUGUUUUG
This is a messenger RNA of Aspergillus fijiensis CBS 313.89, 873 nucleotides long. RefSeq names its product NADHX epimerase. The transcript is spliced from 5 exons. NCBI's taxonomy places the organism in Eukaryota, Fungi, Ascomycota, Eurotiomycetes, Eurotiales, Aspergillaceae. The coding region runs from base 127 to 849 and encodes 240 amino acids. The record is from RefSeq and is a predicted model, not a curated record. Gene Ontology annotation, molecular function: NAD(P)HX epimerase activity. Gene Ontology annotation, cellular component: mitochondrion.